UACUAUCGUGAGUUGUCCAGCCAUCCCUAUAUGCCAGUCAUCUUUUAAAAAAAAAUUCGCAUUUAAAGCCCAAUAACAACAUUUUAAGCUCGGCAAAAACGAAUAAUAUCCAUUAAUUGUCGCCAUGUCCGUGCGUGUGAUCAACGACGAGUCCCACUUCCAGGCGGAACUGGCCCAGGCGGGCGUCCGCCUGGUGGUGGUUGACUUUACGGCCAGUUGGUGCGGUCCCUGCCAGAGGAUCGCCCCGAUCUUCGAGAUGUUCCCCACCAAGUACCCAAAGGCCAUCUUCCUGAAGGUCGAUGUGGACAAGUGCCAGGACACGGCCGCCGGCCAGGGCGUUUCGGCCAUGCCGACGUUCAUCUUCUACAGAAACAGGACCAAAAUCGACCGCAUCCAGGGAGCGGAUGUCAAUGGACUGGAGGCCAAGAUUCAGGAGCACAUCGGCACCGACGGUGGCGAGGAGGCGGGCGAGGACUAUGGCCAGGGAUUGAUGGAGCUGAACACGUUCAUCUCGAAGCAGGAGUGCGAGUGCCUCAACGAGGCCGAUGACCACAAUCUGAAGCACGCCCUGGCCUCCGCCGGCGGCUACCUGCAGUCCGACUGCGACGAGCAGCUCAUCCUGUCCAUCACCUUCAACCAGGCGGUCAAGAUCCACUCGCUCAAGUUCAAGGCACCCGCGCAGCUGGGACCCAAGGAUGUCAAGCUGUUCAUCAACCAGCCGCGCACCAUUGACUUUGACAUGGCCGAGUCCAUGACCAGUGUGCAGGAUCUGAGCCUGGCUGAGAAGGAGCUGGAGAACGGAGUGCCCGUGAAUCUGCGCUAUGUCAAGUUCCAGAACGUGCAGAACAUCCAGAUCUUCGUAAAGAACAAUCAGUCCGGCGGCGAUGUGACGCAGAUCGACUACAUCGGCUUCAUUGGCUCCCCCAUCAUGACCACCAAGAUGAACGACUUUAAGCGAGUGGCCGGCAAGAAGGGCGAGAGUCACUAGAAUUCCAUUGAAAAUUCAAUCCUUUUCCCAAUGACAAACCGGAACUUCUCUUUAACUUUCGACUUACAACUAAGCAAUGUAAACAAAUGCAUAAAGAAUCAACAACAAAAGCUAGCAGGUAACUUGAA
Molecule: messenger RNA, 1116 nt
Organism: Drosophila takahashii
Lineage: Eukaryota; Metazoa; Arthropoda; Insecta; Diptera; Drosophilidae
Gene: Txl
Product: Thioredoxin-like
Cellular component (GO): cytosol
Molecular function (GO): protein-disulfide reductase activity
Source: RefSeq, a predicted model, not a curated record